UCGCCUGGGAGUGCAUGCUGACGUCAGCGUCUCCAUAGCCACAUUGCUACAGGCAUGUAUGGGCGGCCGAGAAGGCUGACCCGAGCCUGUACCAGUAACGUGGCUCUGACCACGUGUCUCUGAGUCCCCACAGUGCCAAGACCAUCAUUGGGUGAGGAAAGUGAUUUUCUUUACCCCAGAAAACAUCUUAUCUUCUGAAGGAGGGGACAUGUCCAUGGAAUGUACCCUCCAGGCCUGAUGGUCUGUGCCCUCCCCAGGCCUGACCUUCCUUCCCAUUUCUCCUCCCCCCAGCAACAUGUCCAGCGCCUUGGCGAAUGCAGUGUGCCAGCGUUGCCAGGCCCGCUUUGCCCCUGCCGAGAGGAUCGUCAGCAGCAGUGGAGAGCUUUACCAUGAGCACUGCUUCGUGUGUGCCCAGUGCUUCCGGCCCUUCCCUGAGGGGCUCUUCUACGAGUUUGAAGGCCGGAAGUACUGCGAACAUGACUUUCAAAUGCUGUUUGCUCCAUGCUGCGGAUCCUGUGGCGAGUUCAUCAUUGGCCGCGUCAUCAAGGCCAUGAACAACAACUGGCACCCAGGGUGCUUCUGCUGUGAACUGUGUGAUGUGGAGCUGGCUGACCUGGGCUUCGUGAGGAAUGCUGGCAGACACCUGUGCCGGCCCUGCCACAACCGUGAGAAGGCCAAGGGCUUGGGCAAGUACAUCUGUCAGCGGUGCCACCUGGUCAUUGAGGAGCAGCCUCUCAUGUUUAGGAGUGACACGUACCACCCAGACCACUUCAGCUGCACCCACUGCAGGAAGGAGCUGACUGCUGAGGCCCGAGAGCUGAAGGGGGAACUCUACUGCCUGCCAUGCCAUGACAAGAUGGGUGUGCCCAUCUGUGGAGCCUGCCGCCGGCCCAUCGAGGGCCGUGUGGUCAAUGCCCUGGGCAAGCAGUGGCACGUGGAGCAUUUCGUCUGUGCCAAGUGUGAGAAGCCGUUCCUGGGGCACAGGCACUAUGAGAAGAAGGGCCUGGCCUACUGCGAGACCCACUACAGCCAGCUCUUUGGGGACGUCUGCUACAACUGCAGCCAUGUGAUCGAGGGCGACGUAGUGUCAGCCCUCAACAAGGCCUGGUGUGUGAACUGCUUCUCCUGCUCCACCUGCAACAGCAAGCUCACCCUGAAGAACAAGUUUGUGGAGUUCGACAUGAAGCCCGUGUGUAAGAGAUGCUACGAGAACUUCCCACUGGAGCUGAAGAAGCGGCUGAAGAAGCUGACGGAGCUGGCCACCCGCAAGGCCCACCCCAAGUCUGUGGGCCUCACUGCCACCUGAGAGGCCCCCUCCUGUCCUCCCUUCGCUCCUUCCUGCUGCCCGGCUGCUGCCACCUCCCUGCUCACCUCACCUCCCUUCAUCUGCCCCCUUCUCUCGGGUCAGCACUCCCUCCUUUUUCCUCUGCUCCCUUCUCUUGCCUUCUCCCCAGGGCUCUUCUUUCCCUUGCUAUGGGUUCCUCUCCCUCUUCUGCAGCAUGGGGCAGAAGUGGGGCCCUGGAGCCUGGUGAGCCUGUGACAGGCCUGUGCUCACCAGCUUUAGCCUGAAGUCUUCAAGGGACAGGAGGAAACUGGGGCCUGGAGUCACCUGGCUCUGGAGUGGGCACUGCUCCCAGCCCUGCCUGGCAGACCUGUUCUGUCCCCAGAGGGGGCCUGACAGCUCACAUUCUUCUGUGGGGGCUUGGCCAACCUUUGCUCAGAGUGGCCCCUCUGUGCACACAUGUGGCCCCACACAGCAGGCAGCCAGCUGCCUCAGCCCCAGGACCAGGGCCACACGAAAGGGGGCCUCUGGGGAACCACCCUUCCCUCCCUCAGCCACGCACUCACUCAACCAAGUAGGAUCCCUGUGCCCCAACCCCACCAAUCAGCAGGAGGGACUAGGGCCCCCCUUCCCCCACCCUCAGGAGGCUUCCUUCCUGAAAUCUGGCCUUGGCCACACCAUCCCAGGCCUGGGCCACUGUGGUUCCCCAAUGCUCCUCUCUGGUCACUGCAGUCUCUCUAGCUGCACCCCUGCCUCCAAGGCACACAUUAAGCUUUUGGGUGCAGCCAGGGCCAGAUGGUGGUGGGGCCAGGGGAAUGGCGGUUCCUACUCUCCAGGGAGGGUACUUCCUCCGUGGCCAGCACAGGACCUGAUGUGAUUCACACUUGCACAAUGAAUAAAGGCUUAUUUACACAACUA
Molecule: messenger RNA, 2200 nt
Organism: Miniopterus natalensis
Lineage: Eukaryota; Metazoa; Chordata; Mammalia; Chiroptera; Miniopteridae
Source: RefSeq, a predicted model, not a curated record